UCGAUCUCACGGGAUCCUCCUAGGCUGUCACCCUAACACUUACACGAUAUCGGUUAUAACGGGAAUGCGCGACGCUACUUUAUAGGACCGCCCUCACCUCUCCCUCGAGCAUCCUCUCCACACCCUCUUUUGCCUCUCGGCUUUCAUCCUUCAGUAUCCGCUUCGCAACUGUUAGGUUAGCGAUCAGACAGCAUCGCCAUGGAUGCGCCUCACGAGAAGGACGACCAGGACGUCAACGAAGCUCAGCCUGAGCAGCAAGGGCAGCUGGAGCAGGAACAACAGGAGCAGGAACACGACCCCUCGUCUGCGUCUCUUCCAACCUAUACUUCUUACCCCCCUCCACCUCAGUCUUCGACAGCAUCUUCAUCGACAUUUAGGCCCAUGGGCCAAGACUUGCCAAAUUUGCGAACAAGUCCUUCCGACGCAACUCCGACACGCACGACCCGAGCUGUCUCAUCUGCUGCUCCUAGCGAGCAGAAUAGUAUUGCAAACUCGGAUCCGCCGUUUUCUCCUUGGAGUGUUGGAUCAGAUAAGCAAUUGGGAUAUCACUCUGCUGCUUCAGAUAUUUCUGGAGAUCGAGUCUUUCCUAUACGAUCCGUCAUAAGCGUCGACCCCAACCCCAGUAAGAUUGCCAGUGACGAUUAUUUUCCGGCCUUGCCUGAGCGCGAUGGUCGAAGCAUUCCUGUCCUUGUCCCAGGUGCUCCCCGAGCUGACACGGGGCCAGAUCUGAGACGGUCAGACACCGUUCCAGCUAAUUACCAUUCACGAGCCCAUAGUGAGCGCAUCGAUGCCCUUAUGCGGAGGAAGAACACUAUGAGCGGCCCAAUGUCCAGCAUUCAACUAGACGCAAACCGCCAUGGAAGCAGUACAACACCACUUCAGCUCGAUAUCUCCACUUCCGACAAUGAAACUGAAACAGAAGAAUCCGGACCAAUGGGUCACAGCGCACCUGCAGCUGCAGCCUCUGGACACGAGCCCGAUGUGUCUUCUGCGGGACAGUCGAGUGCUGACGUCCCCCUUGUCACAUCUCGCUUCACUCAUGUUGUGACCGAUGAUGGCCACGCAGUUAUCACAGGCCGCGAUGGUGUCCUUCAGCGCUGCGAAGAUGAACCGAUUCAUACUCCUGGUGCGAUUCAAACAUUCGGUGCUCUCGUUGCGCUCCGUGAAGAGAAUGAUGGCUGCUUCGUCGCUCGAUACAUUAGCGAAAACUCUGAGCGAAUGCUGGGCUACACGCCCAAGCAACUAUUUCAACUCAAAAACUUUUUAGACAUCUUGACAGAGGAACAGCAGGAUAAUCUUCUUGACCACAUCGAUUUCAUUCGUGACGAAGAUGCGGAUCCAGCCGUUAACGGGCCUGAAGUUUUUAGUUUGUCGAUUCGGUCCCCUAAGCGCAAGAGCACAAAACUCUGGUGUGCCAUUCACAUAAACCCGGCACAUCCUGAUUUAAUCAUUUGCGAAUUCGAACUAGACGAUGACGCUGAAUAUCCUCUACGACCAGUUGAUGAGUUGACCCCCGAUACCCCACACGACACUCUUCAGUCAAAUCCAACACUGGAAGAAAUCGAAGACAGCACAGAGGUCCUCAGCAAACCCCUGAGAAUAUUGAGGAGUGCGAGAAAGAGACGGGGCGAGCAAGGCGCCAUGCAAGUCUUUGAUAUCAUGUCCCAGGUUCAAGAGCAACUCUCUUCAGCUCCCAACUUGGAAGCGUUCCUGAAAAUCCUGGUGGGCAUAGUCAAGGAAUUGACUGGCUUCCACCGUGUCAUGAUUUACCAGUUCGACUCUUCCUUCAACGGCAAGGUCGUAACAGAACUUGUCGACACAUCAAUGACGAGAGAUCUGUAUAAAGGCCUCCACUUUCCCGCAUCAGACAUUCCACGACAAGCUCGCGAUUUAUACAAACUCAACAAGGUCAGAUUGCUUUACGACCGAGAUCAAGACACCUCCAGAAUAGUUUGCAGGACUAAGGAAGAUCUGGACGUUCCUCUGGACAUGAGUCAUUCCUACUUGCGAGCCAUGUCCCCAAUCCAUAUCAAGUAUCUCAAAAACAUGGCAGUGAGAUCGUCCAUGUCGAUAUCAAUUAAUGCUUUUAAUGAGCUAUGGGGCCUUAUUUCUUGCCACUCGUAUGGUAAUCACGGCAUGCGAGUGUCUUUUCCAAUUCGGAAGAUGUGUCGACUGGUUGGUGACACCGCGUCCAGGAACAUUGAGAGGCUAUCUUACGCCUCACGGCUACAGGCUCGCAAGUUGAUCAACACUGCACCUACAGACAAGAACCCCUCUGGAUAUAUUAUUGCGUCUUCAGAGGAUCUUUUGAAGCUGUUCGAUGCAGAUUUUGGGCUGCUAUCUAUCAAGGGCGAGACCAAAAUCAUGGGACUUGUCGAACAAAGCCAGGAAGCCCUUGCGAUGCUGGAAUACCUACGAAUGCGACAACUUACCUCUGUUGUUGCAUCGCAGGACGUUAAAGAAGACUUUCCCGACCUACGAUAUCCACCUGGUUUCCAAGUUGUAGCCGGUCUACUCUACGUACCCCUCAGCGUUGGCGGCAACGACUUCAUCGUCUUCUUCCGGAAGGGCCAGAUCAAAGAAGUCAAGUGGGCCGGCAACCCCUACGAAAAGUUUGUUCGAGAGGGCACUGCCGGCUACUUGGAGCCAAGAAAGAGCUUCAGGACCUGGCAUGAAACUGUUGUCGGCAAAUGCCGAGAAUGGAAUGAAGAACAGGUCGAGACUGCAGCCGUGCUCUGUCUCGUCUACGGUAAAUUCAUCGAGGUCUGGAGGCAAAAAGAAAUGGCUCUUCAAAACAGCAAGUUAACCCGAUUAUUGCUUGCUAAUUCUGCCCAUGAGGUCCGGACACCUCUUAAUGCCAUUAUCAACUACCUGGAAAUCGCCCUGGAGGGCAGUCUCGAUCAAGAAACCCGUGAUAACCUGGCGAGAUCUCAUUCCGCCUCCAAGUCUUUGAUCUAUGUCAUCAACGACUUGUUAGACUUGACUAAGACUGAAGAAGGACAGAACUUGGUCAAGGAUGAGGUUUUUGAUCUUGCCAGCUGCAUUAGAGAAGCGACAGGUCCAUUCCUGAAUGAUGCUAAACGAAAAGGAAUUCAUUACACCGUUGUUCAACAUCCUGGGCUUCCGCGAUUCGUACAUGGCGAUGAACGACGAAUCCGCCAAGCACUCUCUAAUGUCACUGCGAACGCUGUGGCCCAUACUCACAGCGGCCACGUUAAGGUGGAAGUCUUUGUGUCAGAAGUCAAAGAUCGACAGGCAGUGGUGGAUUUUGUCAUUGAGGACUCUGGUAUUGGCAUGAGUGCCAGCCAAUUGGAUACCUUGUUCCGUGACCUCGAACAGGUCAGCUCAGAGGAAGCACCUAUGUCGGGCACGAAGCUGGAGGAGAUGCCUCGCGAAAUGCGAACAUUGGGACUUGGUCUUGCUAUUGUUGCCCGCAUUGUUCGAAACAUGGAUGGACAGCUUCGCCUAAAGUCGGAGGUUGGCCAAGGCUCAAGAUUCGUGGUUCAACUUCCAUUCCUCCUUUCCAAUGAGUGUCCAAGCUCACAAGGAAACGAAAACGUCCCGACGAGUGGCUCAACAAACAAGUCGACAAACAGUGCAGAUUCCGCAAACACUGCAACAUCUGCCCCACUGUCUCUGACAGCCGCUCCAGAGGGAGAGAUUACACUCGUUGACAGGGUUAGCUCCAUGACUUCUGCUGUCGAAGGAGGCGAUGCAUCAAUGAAACAAGGAAGCCGAGCAAGCCAACGAAGUAUGAGUAGCUGUGGUAGCCAUGGUAGUCAUCAAAGUGACGCCGAUCGACUCAUUGAUGCGAUCUCAACGCCACUAUCUCUGAACGACAAGGAAGGCGGUGAGUAUCCUCUUCCUGGUAGUGUGAAUUCAGGAGGAGGCUCCAUGCGGCCCACGUCCCGCGGAGCUAUCAGCCUCAGUGGCCGACCUGUGAGUCCUCCCAGGAGCCCUGUGGCAACCAAACCACAUAGCGAGCCCGGAAGCGCAGGGGUGGUGGAUUCAAAAACUCCGAUUCGUGCUGUCAAGAUUCCAGACGAGUACAGCGAUAUGCCCCAAAGACCACAGCCCAGCGAACAUUCCCGUGUUCUCUUUGAGAUGAAGGGAAACGAUCGCCCCGUAACAAAGGCCGCUACAGAGAGCGUCACAAGUGGAGGAACUCAGAUGACUGAGCCACAACAUCUGGAGGUCCUUGUGGCCGAAGACGACCCAAUCAACAUGAAGAUUUUGAGGAAACGUUUGGAGCGAGUCGGCCAUGGCGUGCAUCAUACUGUCAACGGUGAAGACUGUGCUGCAGCAUAUCGCGAAAGAUCAAAGGAGUUUGACGUCGUCUUAAUGGAUAUGCAAAUGCCAAUUGUCGAUGGACUCACAAGUACGAAAAUGAUCAGGUCAAUGGAGGCAUCCGCGGAGCAUCAAGGCCAUUCGUCGUUGGCUAACUCAAAUUAUCGCAUCCCAAUUUUCGCUGUUUCGGCUUCUCUCGUUGAGCGCGAGAAGCAGACUUACGUCGAUGCCGGCUUUGAUGGCUGGAUCCUCAAACCGAUCGAUUUUAAACGUCUCAACACGUUACUUGCCGGUAUUUCUGACGAGGAGGUCCGCAAGUCUUGCCUAUACGAACCAGGUCAAUGGGAACGUGGGGGUUGGUUUGUUCCAAGAGCCAGUCUUGGUGGUUCAGUAACUAGCGACGAGACGACACCGAAGGCCGAACACGAUGCCAAAGAUAAAGACAUAGGCAACACAGUAGCUGCAGAGGCUCAGGCUGAGGGCGAUGCUGUUGAACCUACACCCAGUACUUGAUACGCCAGUACUACUGCACCAGCAAACAGGUCCUUGGCCAAAAACAGCUCCAGGUUGAUGUAGAGCUUUCCUCAUCUUUCUGGGUUCAUAUACACCGGGGUCUCUUCGAACAGACGAGCAGUUUCUCUCGGGUCUUCAACAUCUUCAAUACACACACCCUCAGAUGCCAGUUGACCGUG
Messenger RNA from Fusarium oxysporum Fo47, 4979 nucleotides. RefSeq lists its product as uncharacterized. Bases 199 to 4800 code for a protein of 1533 amino acids. Lineage: Eukaryota; Fungi; Ascomycota; Sordariomycetes; Hypocreales; Nectriaceae. The transcript is spliced from 2 exons. Gene Ontology annotation, molecular function: phosphorelay sensor kinase activity; protein binding. Gene Ontology annotation, biological process: regulation of DNA-templated transcription; phosphorelay signal transduction system; detection of visible light. The record is from RefSeq and is a predicted model, not a curated record.